Messenger RNA from Cynoglossus semilaevis (tongue sole), 3760 nucleotides. It is a transcript of the gene nemf, whose product is annotated as nuclear export mediator factor. The record is from RefSeq and is a predicted model, not a curated record. Bases 132 to 3392 code for a protein of 1086 amino acids. NCBI's taxonomy places the organism in Eukaryota, Metazoa, Chordata, Actinopteri, Pleuronectiformes, Cynoglossidae. Gene Ontology annotation, cellular component: RQC complex. The transcript is spliced from 32 exons. Gene Ontology annotation, molecular function: tRNA binding; ribosomal large subunit binding. Gene Ontology annotation, biological process: rescue of stalled cytosolic ribosome; ribosome-associated ubiquitin-dependent protein catabolic process.
CUUCCGUAGAAGUCAUUUCCGCGCAUGUCAUUUACUCCUACCUCCAUGCUGUGCAUGUUAUAAUAGAAAUGUGAAUAUUUACAUCAGACCCUAUUGUUUUUACUGUGUUUGUUGCCUUAGUUGAAGCCACCAUGAAGACCAGAUUCACCACGGUGGACAUCAGGGCGGUUAUCGCCGAGAUCAACGCAAACUACAUUGGCAUGAGGGUGAACAAUGUUUAUGACAUCGAUAACAAGACCUAUCUGAUCCGACUGCAAAAGCCUGACAGCAAAGCUGUUCUCCUGAUUGAGUCUGGGACUCGCAUUCACUCCACAGACUUUGAAUGGCCCAAAAACAUGAUGCCUUCAGGCUUUGCCAUGAAAUGUCGGAAGCACUUGAAGACUCGGCGACUGACUCAGGUUAAGCAGCUGGGGAUCGACAGGAUUGUUGACAUCCAGUUUGGUUCUGAUGAAGCGGCCUAUCACCUGAUUAUAGAACUUUAUGACAGGGGCAACAUCAUACUCGCAGACCACGAGUACACUAUCUUAAACCUGCUGCGCUUUCGCAACGCAGAGGCAGAGGAUGUGAAGAUUGUUGUGAGAGAGCGCUACCCUGUGGAGAAUGCCAGACCUCUUGAACCUCUCAUCAGCCUGGAAAGACUCACAGAAAUUCUCAGCCAAGCACCAAAUGGGGAGCAAGUGAAAAGAGUCCUAAAUCCACACCUUCAGUACGGUGCCACAUUAAUUGAACACAGCUUGAUAGAAGUUGGACUGUCGGGUUCUGUUAAAGUCGACGCUCAAGCUGAUCCCAGCCAAGUUGCUCCUAAAAUUCUGGAAGCCUUGCAAAUUGCAGAGACGUACAUGGGAAAAACAGAGAGCUUUAGUGGAAAAGGUUACGUGAUACAAAAGUGUGAGAAGAAACCAUGUGUAACUCCUGGUAAACCCAGUGAAGAGCUGCUGACAUAUGAUGAAUUCCACCCAUUCCUCUUUGCCCAGCAUGUCAAAAGCCACUAUUUGGAGUUUGACAGUUUUGACAAGGCAGUGGACGAGUUCUUUUCAAAGAUGGAGAGUCAGAAGAUCGACAUGAAGGCCCUGCAACAGGAGAAACAAGCUCUGAAAAAACUGGAAAAUGUCAAGAGGGACCAUGAGCAGAGACUGGAUGCUUUACAUCAGGCACAGGAGGUAGACAGAGUCAAAGGUGAGCUGAUAGAGAUGAACCUACCCAUAGUGGAGAGGGCACUGCAGGUGGUGCGCAGCGCCUUGGCCAAUCAGGUGGACUGGACGGAGAUCGGCAUCAUUGUGAAGGAAGCACAGGCAGCUGGAGACCCUGUGGCCUCAGCCAUUAAGGAGUUGAAGCUGCAGACCAACCAUAUUACCAUGCUUCUGAAGAAUCCCUAUAUCUCUGAGGAAGACCAGGAAGAGGAAGAGAAGGAUGUGAAGGAGGAAAAGGGGAAGAAAAACAAGAACAAAGACAAAGGACAACACAAGAAGCUGCAGAAGAACAAACCCAUGUUGGUUGAUGUGGACCUCAGUCUGUCUGCCUACGCUAACGCCAAAAGGUACUAUGACUACAAACGCAGCGCUGAAAAGAAGGAGCAGAAGACGCUGGAAGCAGCAGGAAAGGCCAUGAAAUCUGCAGAGAAGAAAACACAUCAAACUCUGAAGGAGGUCCAGACAGUGACCACCAUUCAGAAGGCCAGGAAGGUCUACUGGUUUGAGAAGUUCCUCUGGUUCGUCAGCUCGGAGAAUUACCUGGUCAUUGCAGGAAGGGACCAGCAGCAAAAUGAGAUAAUUGUAAAGCGAUAUCUCAGAGCUGGUGACGUCUAUGUUCACGCUGACCUCCACGGAGCUACCAGUUGUGUCAUUAAAAACCCCACAGGUAAUCCCAUUCCCCCUCGCAGCCUGACGGAGGCUGGAACCAUGGCUAUCUGCUACAGUGCGGCCUGGGACGCUAAAAUUAUCACCAGUGCUUGGUGGGUCCACCACAAUCAGGUGUCUAAAACAGCUCCCACAGGAGAGUAUUUGACCACAGGAAGCUUCAUGAUCCGAGGAAAGAAAAACUUCCUGCCACCGUCAUACUUGAUUAUGGGAUUUGGAUUUCUCUUCAAGGUGGAUGAAAUGAGUGUGUUCCGACACAAGGGGGAGAGAAAGGUGAAGACUGUGGAGGAAGAUAUGGAGGAUGAGAAGUCCAGAACUGCUGAACUGCUGGAGGACGGAGAGGAGCUCGUAGGUGACGACAGCGGUGAUGAGAAUCAGGGAGAAGGAACUGCAGGAGGAGAUGGAGAGAUGAUGGAAGAGAUAAAAGAGGAAAAUGAAGAUGGUGAUGAUGAUGAUGAGACCAGGGAGGCCAAUCCCACAGAGCCUGGAGAAGAUGGAGAUGAAGAUGUGACGGGGUCAGAGCAGAACGACGUGGAGGAAGACCUAGAUGAUAAUGAGAAUGUGGAUGACACACAGGACAUGGAGAAUGAGGACUUUGCUUUUCCAGACACGACCAUCUCUUUGGCUCAUUUACAGCCCAGCAGAGAAUUUCAGAACAUGGCUUUCAAAAAAGAACCAAACAUUGAGCCAGAGGUGGACUCACAGGGGAAGAAACACAUGACUGCCAAGCAGAGGAGAGAAGAGAAGAAGAAGAAACAGAAACAGGAUGGCUGUGACGCUGAGGAGAAGAGCGAUGUCACCUCCACAGGAGGAGCAGCUGCUGAUCAGGGAUCCAAAGGAGGAGGUGGAGGAAAAGGAGAUGGGUCCUCCUCCCAGCAGCCUCUGAAAAGAGGUCAGAAGAACAAACUAAAGAAGAUUAAAGAGAAAUACAGGGACCAGGAUGAAGAAGACAGGGAGCUGAUGAUGCAGCUGCUGGGGUCUGCCAGAGCAAAGGAGGAGAAGGACAAGGGGAAGAAGGGAAAAAAGGGAAAAGGAAAACAGGAGCCCGUCAAAAAACCCCCGACUCAGAAACAACCUCAGAAACCUCACAAUACAGAGAAUUUGACCAAAAAGCCAGCACAGACGGGAGGGGAGAAGGGUGAGGAGGAAAAGCCGAUUAGAGAGGAAGGAGGUCCUGCUGAGGAGGACAAGGAGGACGACGUGGACCAGGACAACCCUGGAGCAGAGGAAGCAGAAAAUCUCCUCACCUCUUUGACGGGUCAACCUCAUCCUGAGGACGUACUGAUGUUCGCGGUUCCCGUCUGUGCUCCGUACACUGCCCUCACCAACUACAAACACAAAGUUAAACUGACACCAGGUUCUCAGAAGAAAGGAAAAGCUGCUCGAACUGCUCUGCUCAGCUUCAUGAAAGCUAAAGAAUCCUCGGCCCGAGAGAAGGACUUGUUCCGCAGCGUCAAGGACACAGACCUGUUCAGGAACAUGCCGGGGAAAGUCAAAGUGUCUGCUCCAAAUCUGCUGGCUGCCAAGAAGAAAUAACAGACUGGAGAAAAUCUUAAAGACAUUCACAGUGACCCCGCCCUCAACGUCAUCCAAUCUGUAAUUAUGAGAAUCCAGAUAUUGACCGCAGUACAUAGGAGAAUAAUUAUGUUUUAUUUUUAAAUUGCUGUAUUUGUUGUCCCAAAGGUUGAAAUAAGACAUGUAAAUGAAUAAAUAGGGAACUUUCUGUAUGUGUUUAUUCUUUCUUUACAAAGAUAACACUUAAAAAAAAACAAAAAAAAAACAGAAAAGGAACAUUUGUGCAAACUGGGCAAAAACCAAGCCUGACUGAGUGGAGGUGUCUGAGUGAAACACACACUGAACUCCAUCAGUUCAAAGCUUUUUUUUUUUUUUAAAGAAGAACAAAC